AUGGGGAAUCGUUUUGUAAAACCUGAAGAAAUUUUCGAAAUAUCACAAUUUCGAAACGUAAUAAAAAAAUGUAAAAAGCCAUUCAUUCAAAGUAUAAGACGGGAAUAUCAGGAAAAUUCCGAUUAUCCUUUUGAUGCCAAAUUUAUGUGUAAAAUUGAUGCCUAUUUUCGAUUUAUUUGGAAUAGUUACUUUUCCUCGCCAGUAGAACGAAUUUUGCAUAGUGGAGCAUUCAUACUUGAUCUCAGAUGUGGCACUGGAACUUUCCUCUUGGAUCUUUGUACCAAAUAUCAAAAUAGCAACUUUGUUGGAAUAGAUCAUCGUGAUGCCUACUUUCCACGUGAUCUUGCAAAGAAUUUAAAGAAUGUGAAGUUCAUUAAACACGAUAUUCUUGGUGGCAUUCCAUAUGAAAAUAAUACCUUCGAUUUUAUUUAUAUGAGAUUUACGAUGAAAUAUUUUACUGAAGCUGAGUGGAAAACGAUCAUCAUUCCAGAAAUUGUCAGAGUUUGCAAGCACGGUGGUUGGAUAGAAGUAUGGUUUAAUUUAAUCAAUGAGCCUGUACACGUGGAUGUCAUUAAACUAACUAAAUGUUUUGUAAUUUUAAGAUUGUGGACACCGACUUAA
Funneliformis caledonium is the source of this 621-nucleotide messenger RNA. NCBI's taxonomy places the organism in Eukaryota, Fungi, Glomeromycota, Glomeromycetes, Glomerales, Glomeraceae. The record is from the annotation of a GenBank genome assembly.